AUGAAGCGCAUGUUUGGUGUCAAAAAGGAGAUAAACAAGCGCGGAGAUGUACUCGAUGAGAAGAUUCGAAAGCUGGAGGCAGAGCUGGUCAAGUACAGGGACCAGAUAAAGAGGACACGGCCAGGGCCACCACAGGAGGCAAUCAAGGCGAGAGCAAUGAGAGUUUUAAAACAGAAGAAGAUGUUGGAGGGACAGCGAGACAAUCUAUACAACCAGACAUUCAAUCUUGAGCAAGUCUCCUUUGCGCAUUCAGGUCUAAAAGAUGCUCAGCAAACGAUGGCGGCCAUGAAGACUGCGAACAAGGAGCUGAAGCAGACAUACAAGACCAUGAAAAUUGAGGACGUCGAGUCAUUGCAAGACGACAUGAUGGAUCUUAUGGACUACAGCACCGAAAUUCAAGACGCCAUGGGACGAAGCUACGGCGUUCCGGACGACAUUGAUGAGGGCGACCUAAUGGGAGAGCUGGACGCUUUAGAGAUGGACAUGGGGGAGGAGGCUGGUGAGUCCGUGCCUUCGUACCUCGCCCCAGAAAGAGAACCAGAUGCUUUGUCGGAAGGAGGGGGGGAUCCGUUUGCAAGCCUGCCUGCCGCGCCAACCGGCCGACCCGCGCAGCCGACAACAGAACGGCCACAGGUUGACGAGUUCGGGUUCCCUAAUGCACCGACUGAGGGCGUGAGAACAUAAACCGAGAUGGCCUGGGUGUGCCCUUGGGCACGAAAGAUGUCAACCUCCAUUCCUUCAUCUAGAGACGGACCCUCACUUGUACAGAGUUCUGGUUGAACAACCUAACAGUGUUAAUUGGUUGCAACAUGGCAUCAUUUCAGUGCGGCCCGUUCAAAACAUAGGCUGCAUAUCUGCGUCUUGGUCUGGCAGCUUGGCACAUCAACUCGCUAGCACACUGAGAGCUCCCCGCAAUGUGGAGUGCAUGAGCGUAUCUGGCUUGGAAGUCGGUAGAUUGAGUGUACGAUCAUGCGGCACAUCAUAGGCAGUACCGUCACUCCGACUACAGCUGUAAUUCACGCUUGAGAUUGCCUGGCGGCAGUGCCAUAGGUAUAUGAUGCAGCUUGGAGUACGUUGUGGAUGCAGUGAACUGAAUUGUCAUGAAAAAUAUUCUGGGUUUUCC
Messenger RNA from Klebsormidium nitens, 1123 nucleotides. The record is from the annotation of a GenBank genome assembly. Lineage: Eukaryota; Viridiplantae; Streptophyta; Klebsormidiophyceae; Klebsormidiales; Klebsormidiaceae.